Boeremia exigua is the source of this 2722-nucleotide messenger RNA. RefSeq lists its product as uncharacterized. The coding region runs from base 1 to 2676 and encodes 891 amino acids. The transcript is spliced from 5 exons. Gene Ontology annotation, molecular function: zinc ion binding. Lineage: Eukaryota; Fungi; Ascomycota; Dothideomycetes; Pleosporales; Didymellaceae. The record is from RefSeq and is a predicted model, not a curated record.
AUGGCUGCUACCAACGUCCCCGUCACGCUGGACACGCCUAUUGUCAUCAAGAUCCUCUUCCGCGGCCAGACCAGGAAGCUUAAGCUGCCUCUGAAGGAUCUUGGAGCCAACGUUCUUCCAGAGAAGCUUCGUGUCGGCCUCCAGCUCCGCGAGAACGAGCAGGUCGUCUUUGAACGCUACUCCGACUCAGCCGCCGCGUACGUCACUCUCGACUCAAACGCGCCGGCAGUCUACAAGACACUUUUCCGCGCCGCAAAGGCAAAGCUCAAGCUCCGUCUGAGGGCCACCGUUCUUGGCGAGUCCGUCGAGAUCCCUGCUCCGGCCCCUCCUGCCCUACCUCGUGCUGCCGUUCCGGAGCCCUCUGCUUUCCGCAUGAGCGCCGAGACCCUGACUCCUCAGGCUGCUGCACCAGUCUCCCCAGUCAUUGCUCGCUCUCCGGAGGCCCCCAAGUUCGAGCCUGUCGUUCCGGCCUCACCUCUCAAGUCUGCUGACGACGGAGAGGCCCCAGUGCCGAAGCCCUUCACGACACGUCAAACCUUUUUUGAAAAGUUGACAAACGCUCCAUGCGACGUUCCGCUCACUCUGCGUCCUAAGACAGUAUGCACUGCUUGGGUCGUGUACUGCAACAAUUGUAACCACCCUAUGGACGAUGAGCACUUCCAUUGCAGCGUCUGUGACAAUGGGGACUAUGAUCUUUGCCCCGCUUGUGUCGACUCCGGCAUUCACUGCCCCGGCGACGGCCACUGGAUGGUGAAGCGUUUCGUGAAGAACGGCCUCGUCGUGAACAGCAGCACCCAGCGUAUCCCGCCAAAGGUCAAAGCCACAGAACCAAAAGACAUCCCCGGUGCUUUCACCGACGAGAAGCAGUCUGUCACAUACGAGGAUGAGGCGACUCGCACUUGCAACAGCUGCGUCAAGGUGCUUUCGGAGAAGGAGUUUGUCACAUGCACGAUUUGUGAGGACUACGAUCUGUGUCUGGAAUGCCACACAGCUAACAAGCAUGGUCACCACCCCGGUCACGCUUUCAAGGGGGCUACCUCAGAGACCCCAUUGUCUGCUUUGAGCAACGCUCUCUGCAACCCAGGCCGAAAUGCACGCCACAACGCGGUCUGCGAUGGUUGUGACAAGUUCAUCUACGGUGUGCGACACAAGUGUCUGAACUGCCCAGAUUGGGAUUACUGCUCUCAGUGCUUGCAGAGUGCUAAGCUCAUCCACCCCCGGCACCGGUUCGUUCCGAUCUACGAACCUCUCACCGAGCCACUUUCGAGCGGCUGCCGUCACUAUGGCAUCUACUGCGAUGGACCUCUGUGCAAGGAUAAGGAGAAUGUGUCGUACAUCGAGGGUACACGUUACAAGUGUGCUGUGUGCCACGACACAGACUUUUGCCAGAACUGCGAGGCGCACCCAAGCAACAAACACAACCACACACAUCCUCUCAUCAAGUUCAAGACCCCCGUUCGUAAUGUCAGCGUUACUACGAUGGAUGAGAAGGUUGACAACUCUAUUACCGCUCUUGGGGAUCGUCAACCUGUGUCUAGGCGCUCCACUGCUACGGAGACUGCUCCCGUUGCGUCUUCCACGAACGCUGCAACUCAGGUUCAGACUAUCGUCGACUUGAAGCCGUCAGCUGAAACCAUCAAGCAGGAGAACAUUGCUGUCCAAGACAUCUCGGCAGAGCACGUUCAGGAGAUGUCUGUCCCCGUAAAGACAGAGUCCAGCCACGAGAACCUUGAUGCACACUUCAUUCGCGAUACCAUCGUCGAUGGCUCCAAGGUCACCGCUGGUCAUAAAUUUGUCCAAGUGUGGACUCUGCGUAACCCCGGCCCGAACGCUUGGCCUGCGGGCUGCAGUGUCCGUCAUGUUGGUGGAGACAACAUGUUGAACAUCGACAACACCCGUGCCUUCAGCCAGGCCGAGCUUGCCGAUGCCAGCGAGAGCAACGUUAGUGGACAUUUGAUCCAACCUGGUGAGGAAGCGUCUUUCGGCGUUACCAUGAAAGCCCCUCAGCGCGAAGGCACUGCCAUCUCCUACUGGCGUCUCAAGACUGCUGACGGUAUUCCCUUCGGACAUCGACUUUGGUGUGACAUCGAGACCGUUGCUGCCCCAGCCGUUACUCCUGUUCACGUCUCUGAGGUUUCCGAGGCCUCCUCGUCACUCCAGAUGUACGAGAACCUCCUACAGGUUCGAUUGGAGAAGAUGAAGGUUGACCUUCGGGUGCAAGCACAGCAACUCGAAAAACAAAAGGAGAAGCAGAAGAUGGAGCGCAUUCAGCAGGUCCGCAAGGCUGCGGUUGAGCGCCUUCUUGAGAAUCGCCGCAAGGAGCACGCAGCUGCCCUUGCUAGCAUCAGGAAGUCUACUGCUUCGCAGGUUGAGGGGACAGCUGAGCUCCCAGUUGAGGAGAAGCAAGUGGAGCAUCAUCCUGCUGCACAAGCCUCAGGCAUGAUAUUCCCUCAGCUGGACAAGGAGUCACCUGAGUCCAGCACAUACGAGACUUCAACUGUCCAACCUGAGUCUCCCAUGUCAGAGAAGAGCACCAUUGCCCGCACCGUUACUGUUGUCUCUGAUGAGGAGUUUUUCGAGGAUGCCGAGAGUGUCGCCCUGCACUCUGACGAUGACGGUUUCAUGACUGAUGAGGAGUACGACAUCUUGGAUGCCAGCGACGAGGAGACACAGUGAGUGGCAGUCAAAGGAUGAUGCGACGUAGCAAUACGCCUGUAGGUAU